Molecule: messenger RNA, 2070 nt
Organism: Penaeus indicus
Lineage: Eukaryota; Metazoa; Arthropoda; Malacostraca; Decapoda; Penaeidae
Product: probable cyclin-dependent serine/threonine-protein kinase DDB_G0292550
Exons: 4
Coding region: 1-2070 (689 amino acids)
Source: RefSeq, a predicted model, not a curated record
AUGAAGGUCCGAGGAACUCUGCUAGUGAUCGUUACUGCAGUGGCUGCGGCUCCACAGUUUCAGCUUGAGAACAGUAACAGGGCAACCCCAUAUGAGUUUGGUUACGGCGUGAGUCAGCCUGAGACCGGUGAUUCAAAGGAACAUAGGCAGUUUCUAUCUCCCUCAGGAAAAGUGGGAGGAGAGUAUCGGUGGCUUCAACCUAAUGGAUUAUACAGAGUAACAAGGUAUCAUAUAGAUGAUGCAGGUGGCUACCAUGCUACAGUGUCUGAGGAAGAUGGCAAUCAGGUGUCUAAUUACUACUUCAAUGCUGUAGAUUACUCCUCAGCCUCGCAGCCCCUAGAUGCAGCAUUAAAUUCAAGAACCCAGCAAGGUCUAAACAGUGUGCAAUCGGCAAGGAGUAAUACAAAGGACUUCGGUGUCUCUCAGCCAAACAGGAACCAACAGGACUUUGAUGUCUCUCAGUCAUCCAGGAACCAAGAAGACUUUGGUGUCUCUCAGUCAUCUAGGAACCAACAGGACUUCAGUAUCUCUCAGCCAAACAGGAACCAACAGGAGUUUGGUGUCUCUCAGUCAUCCAGGAACCAACAGGACUUCAGUGUCUCUCAGUCAUCCAAGAACCAACAGGACUUCAGUAUCUCUCAGCCAAACAGGAACCAACAGGACUUCGGUGUCUCUCAGUCAUCCAGGAACCAACAGGACUUCGGUGUCUCUCAGUCAUCCAGGAACCAACAGGACUUCGAUGUCUCUCAGCCAAACACGAACCAACAGGAGUUCGGUGCCUCUCAGUCAUCCAGGAACCAACAGGACUUCGGUGUCUCUCAGUCAUCCAGGAACCAACAGGACUUCGGUGUCUCUCAGCCAAACACGAACCAACAGGAGUUCGGUGUCUCUCAGUCAUCAAGGAACCAACAGGACUUCGGUGUCUCUCAGUCAUCCAGAAACCAACAGGACUUCAGUGUCCCUCAGUCAUCCAGGAACCAACAGGACUUUGGUGUCUCUCAGUCAUCCAGGAACCAACAGGACUUCGGUGUCUCUCAAUCAUCCAGGAACCAACAGGACUUCAGUGUCUCCCAGACAUCCAGGAACCAACAGGACUUCAGUGUCUCUCAGUCAUCCAGGAACCAACAGGACUUCGGUGCCUCCCAGUCAUCCAGGAACCAACAGGACUUCGGUGUCUCUCAGUCAUCCAGGAACCAACAGGACUUCGGUGCCUCCCAGUCAUCCAGGAACCAACAGGAGUUCGGUGUCUCUCAGUCAUCCAGGAACCAACAGGACUUCGGUGCCUCCCAGUCAUCCAGGAACCAACAGGACUUCGGUGCCUCCCAGUCAUCCAGGAACCAACAGGACUUCAGUGUCUCUCAAUCAUCCAGGAACCAACAGGAGUUCGGUGUCUCUCAGUCAUCCAGGAACCAACAGGACUUCGGUGCCUCCCAGUCAUCCAGGAACCAACAGGACUUCGGUGUCUCUCAGUCAUCCAGGAACCAACAGGAGUUCGGUGUCUCUCAGUCAUCCAGGAACCAACAGGACUUCAGUGUCUCUCAGUCAUCCAGGAACCAACAGGACUUCGGUGUCACUCAAUCAUCCAGGAACCAACAGGACUUCGGUGUCUCUCAGUCAUCCAGGAACCAACAGGACUUCGGUGUCUCUCAGUCAUCCAGGAACCAACAGGACAUCAGUGUCUCUCAGUCAUCCAGGAACCAAGAAGACUUUGGUGUCUCUCAGUCAUCCAGGAAUCAACAGGACUUCAGUGUCUCUCAGUCAUCUAGGAACCAACAGGACUUCAGUGUCUCUCAGCCAAACACGAACCAACAGGACUUCGGUGUCUCCCAGUCAUCAAGGAACCAACAGAACUUCGGUGCCUCCCAGUCAUCCAGGAACCAACAGGUCUUUGGUGUCUCUCAAUCAUCCAGGAACCAACAGGACUUCAGUGUCUCCCAGUCAUCCAGGAACCAACAGGACUUUGAUGUUUCUCAGUCAUCCAGGAACCAACAGGACUUUGAUGUUUCUCAGUCAUCCAGGAACCAACAGGACUUCGGUGUCUCCCAGUCAUCCAGGAACCAACAGGAAUAG